CUGCUAAUCACUACUACUAUCAUUUCUGUGCGAAUUGUAGCCAUCUCUGAGCCUCAAAAGCCGACCGUUGAAACAACGUCGAUAUCGAUCCAAGAAGGAACUAGCGUUACGAUAGCUUGUUCGAUACAAGGCGCGUCUGGAGAGGAGUUGCAUUGGCGUAGAGCCGAUGAUCAGUACAUGAGUUUUGAUGCGUCCGAUGAGAACGGUAUACUGACUAUUUCCAAUGUGAAAGUAUUUGACGCUGCCGAAUACAUCUGCUAUACGUAUGACCGCAUGACCGGUGAACGAAUUGACUCGGAACCGGUCAAUCUUGUAGUAACACCUUCAGACGAGGAAAGAACCGAAGAAGAUUUGUUCGGUGAGGACCGAGAGCGACCACAACCUGAACCUGAGCAGGAACUGGAGCCUGAGCCUGAACGUGAACUUCCUUUGGAACCAGCCGUAGAACCUAAACCAACCAUUGAGAAGUCAACCGUAACAGUUGAUCAAGGUGAGACGAUCACCCUGAAAUGUUCCAUUCCGGUUCGGGACAGUGAGACGAUUCUACAUUGGCGCCGCGCUGAUGGUCAAUCGAUGGGAUGGCAUAUUACCGAGACUGAUGGCACACUGACAAUCGAGAACAUUCAACCGUCGGAUGCUGGCGCGUAUAUCUGCUCGGCUGAAGAUACGGAAACCUAUGAAAUAGUUGACUCAGAACCAGCUCACAUCACUGUUCUGCCACUAACACAACAACCCACAGAGUCCGAAGUAUCACUACAACCCGUUGUGGAUUCGUUCCAAGAAUCGGUUGAUGAGGGCGAUACGGUAACGCUACGUUGUAGCCUAGCGGAAACUAACCAUAUCAAUGAGUUUUCGCUGACUUGGCGACGUGAAGACGGUGAAGCGCUGAGUGCAGAUGCCAAUACGGAAGAACGUGGUGUGUUGACUCUGACGAAUGUGAAAGUAUCAGAUUCGGGCACCUACAUUUGUACGGCUGAAGACACUGAGAGUGGACAACGAAUAGACUCAGUACCCGCUUAUCUCACAGUUAAUCCAAGCAUGUCCGAAACCACGUGUACGUCGUAUAUUAUUGCAUUUCACCUUGUUUGCACUCAUCUUAACAAGCCACUAACUGACUAA
This is a messenger RNA of Anisakis simplex (herring worm), 1119 nucleotides long. The record is from the annotation of a GenBank genome assembly. NCBI's taxonomy places the organism in Eukaryota, Metazoa, Nematoda, Chromadorea, Rhabditida, Anisakidae.